ACACUAUCUUCACGCGUUGCCACAGCUGCUACAAAACCUCGACGCGUCUGUCUCAAGCCCCGAAAGCCUCCCUAUUACCCAAAUUAGUUUGCAACAAAAGCGCCGGUAUUAAGGUACGACUAUAUCCGCACCAUAUAAAGCAGUCUCCCCGCGGCAAUUUGUUGCUGUCCCGUCCACUGCACAUUCUCACAGCCGACCGACGUUGCGACAGCCUCCGCCAGCCUUUCCGCAACCCCUUAAUCACUUAGCUAUACACCCCAGAAUACUAUGAACAUGUCGGACGGUGGAUCCCCCAAUAUGCAGCAGAAGCCCGAAGAUGGCGGUCAGAGCGAGCACCUUAACAUCAAGGUGACCGACAACAACAACGAAGUCUUCUUCAAGAUCAAGCGCACCACAGCGCUCGGGAAGCUCAUGAAUGCCUUCUGCGAUCGCCAGGGCAAGAAUAUCUCAAGCGUACGAUUCUUGUUCGAUGGUCAGCGCGUGACAGCUACGGACAACCCAGACACGCUCGAGAUGCAGGACGGCGACACCCUCGAAGUUCACUCGGAGCAGAUUGGUGGCUGCUGACGAACCAAGGACGGCCACGUUGUUCAAGCUCGGUACAAAACUUUGCACACUUGGACGAGCGGCGGCUAGGCAGUCACCUUACAUACCCGCAACCUCUCGAACCCCCCUAUCAAGAGAUGGAAGCUCUCAGUGGUGGAGAUGGCGGAAAAGAGAUACGGGUUUUUUUGCUUUCUGAUACGGAUAUCACGGGUUCUGGCGUCACGGUAUUAGCAAGGCCGCAUCGUGCGGCAUCUUUGUAUCUUCGUCAGUUGCUGGCGGGCGCGCUGUAUACGGACAUGAUUGAAUUUACAUCAUACUCUUCAAA
Molecule: messenger RNA, 871 nt
Organism: Pyrenophora tritici-repentis Pt-1C-BFP
Lineage: Eukaryota; Fungi; Ascomycota; Dothideomycetes; Pleosporales; Pleosporaceae
Product: SMT3, Ubiquitin protein (sentrin)
Biological process (GO): protein sumoylation
Cellular component (GO): septin ring; nucleus
Molecular function (GO): ubiquitin-like protein ligase binding; protein tag activity
Source: RefSeq, a predicted model, not a curated record